Colletotrichum higginsianum IMI 349063 is the source of this 231-nucleotide messenger RNA. RefSeq names its product Phenazine biosynthesis PhzC/PhzF protein. Gene Ontology annotation, biological process: biosynthetic process. The record is from RefSeq and is a predicted model, not a curated record. NCBI's taxonomy places the organism in Eukaryota, Fungi, Ascomycota, Sordariomycetes, Glomerellales, Glomerellaceae. The coding region runs from base 1 to 231 and encodes 76 amino acids. Gene Ontology annotation, cellular component: cytoplasm. The transcript has a single exon. Gene Ontology annotation, molecular function: isomerase activity.
AUGACGAUCACUCAACUCGACUUUGUCACCCUUGACGUCUUCACCAAGACUCCCUAUAAGGGCAACCCACUGGCCAUUGUGCAUCUCCCUCCUCCCACGGCAACAUCCCCCGCUCUCACCCAGGAGCAGAAACAGGCCAUCGCCCAGGAGUUCAACCUCUCGGAAACCGUCUUCGUCCACGAUGUAGACCCCAAAGACGACCCGGAGCCCCAGACACGCCCGCCGCAUUGA